UUAGUUUUACAUUCCCACAAUUCAGUUUACACAUUUCCCUCUCAAAUCUAUCAUAGAAUCUAGUCUUACAAAAUCAAAAAAUACAGAGAGAUAUACAUAAAGAUGGAACAAAAUUUGCCAGUGAUAGCAAAGAAAUUCUGGAACAUAGUAAGAGUGGCAUAUUUCAUGUUGAGAAAAAGCAUAUCAAAGAGAAAACUAAUGCUUGAUCUCAACUUAAUAAUGAAGCGUGGCAAAAUUGCUAGCAAAGCUGCUAUACAAAAUCUCAUGCUUCAUCACACGCACCAAUGGUCCAACACUCAACGCCGCUCACACGACAAAAGUUUACCCUUCUCUCCUCCACACAACUACAACAACAACAACAAUGACUACGAGUUCAGUUGCAGUAACAGCCCAGUUCAUGAUUACCCUAAUUUUCACUUACCUUUCAACAAACGAAACAAGAACAAGUACUGUAGCGACAAUGGAAAUUACAUUUCCACUGAAGAUGAUGUUGUUGUUGUGAAUGCAGCUGUAAUGAAAGCAUUAGAGAUGAUUCAGAGCGAAACAGCGUCGCCUGCUUUGCCUGGAUUUGGAAGGACUCCUAUGGUGAGACAACUUAGGAUCACUGAUUCACCAUUUCCUCUUAGAGAUGUAGAGGAUAAUAGCCAUGUUGAUGAAGCAGCUGAGGCAUUUAUUUCAAAAUUCUACAGAAAUUUGAGGCGACAAGCUUCACCUUGUGCUUGAUAUAUUAUAAUAUUUGCAGCUUUUCAAUAGUUUCAUGCAUGCAUGAUGCAAACUGUUGCAGUCUUUUUUUUUAAGUGCAGUAAAUUCGAAAAUAUAUAAGGCUUAUGAAGAUUGGGAACUGUGAAUAGUGUAUGUGCUUAGCUUGUUUGCAUGUACAUAUAUAUGAUUUCCGUUCUCUCUUCAAGACUUUGUUUUUUUUAUUUUUGAGUCUGCAAUCUACAGAAAAGAAAAUAAUAAGAUUAUAUAUAAAUGAGAUGUAAUCCUUUCUUUUUUUGCCUUA
Messenger RNA from Nicotiana attenuata, 1003 nucleotides. RefSeq lists its product as uncharacterized. NCBI's taxonomy places the organism in Eukaryota, Viridiplantae, Streptophyta, Magnoliopsida, Solanales, Solanaceae. The transcript has a single exon. The record is from RefSeq and is a predicted model, not a curated record. Bases 103 to 723 code for a protein of 206 amino acids.